AUAGGCCGAGGAUUAGAUGUCACGUACCAGCUGGUGUCAAAAACCUGUCCCUUGAUGAUCUCUCGUAAGCACUGUAUUUUCCAGCAAAAUGCGGACGGGCAGUGGACUGUCAAGGAUAACAAGAGUCUAAAUGGAGUCUGGCUUAACAAACAACGUCUGGAUCCCUCAAAAGCCUAUCCUAUCGCUGAAGGAGACCGUAUCCAGUUGGGAGUGCCUUUGGAAAACAAAGAGACUGCUGAAUAUGAGUAUGAAGUAAUUAAAGAUGAAUGGGAGAAAAUCAGACCCUUCUUAGCCCAAAGGAAUGACCUGGGGAAAGCUAAGAGUUCAAGAACUAAACGUAAAUUUGUUUUGGAGGAAUUGGAAACGUCUGGAUCAGAAGGCCCUUCAAACUCCAGAUCCAAAAAAGACCGAGUGUCCUGUGGAAAUGAACCUUUGGGUAAAUCGUGGGAAAGGGUAGAAGAGGCCAGACAGUUAACAGCAAAGACGGAUGUCAAGCUGCCUUCUCCUGGACCAAGUGAGGAGGGUAGCGCUCUGGUGCGUAGUAGCCCUGCGCACUCCAAGAAAGCCGUGUCUGUCCUCCAUAAGGGCCAGAAAGGCCCCAGUCUUGCACUGUCAUGGACUGGCUUGGAAAAGCUGAGGAAAACUCUAGCAGAUAUAAUGAAGUUAAAGAUGCAGGUGCAGGAGAAGCAGACAGCUGUUCUGAGUGUGAAGCAGAAGCGCAGGAAGUGUGCUCAGAGGGAUGCCCUGGCAAUGGAGCAGGAGCUGCAGGAGUUGCAGGACCAGCUGCGCAUGGAACAAGAGCAUCAUCAGCAGCAGGUGGAAGAGCUGGAGAGGACGUUAUCUGAACAGCAGCAGAAGCUAGAGGGAGUAAAGUGGCAACACGGGGAGGAGAAUUUGAAGGAGCAAUUGGCCCACGUCCUGCAAGAGCAUCAUGCUUUGAUGGAAGAACUGAGACGCAGUAAAAAAGAUUUUGAGGAGAUCAUUCGAGCCAAGAAUAAAGAACUGGAAGAAACCAAGGAGGAGAAGGAAAAGGUGAGAGCCCAGAAGGAAGAGGUGUUGAAUCAGAUGAAUGACGUGCUGGAGAAUGAGUUGCAGUGCACAAUCUGUUCGGAGCACUUCAUCGAGGCCGUCACUCUGAACUGUGCGCACAGCUUCUGCUCCUACUGCAUCAACGAGUGGACGAAACGUAAAGUGGAGUGCCCUAUCUGCAGGCAGGAGAUCAAAUCAAAGACGCGCUCUCUGGUUCUGGACAACUGCAUUGACAGGAUGGUAGAAAAACUGGAUGUGGAAAUGAAAGAGCAUCGCCUGACCCUUAUCAGAGAGCGGAAAGAGAAACAGAGUGUGUUGGUGAGCCCAGCCGCGGACAAUGACACCAGUGUCGUUUCUUCCAUCUAUUCCAACUUGAGCAGUUGUGACAGCGAGGACUCUGAGGAGGAUUCUUACUAUUAGGAAAGCUACCACGUUACCUAAACACUGUUCCUGCAGACUCGUUUGCCUGUGUGCUGCCCAGAACCGACCUCACGGUGCUUGUUUGACUACUGCCAGAUGAGUGGACUGGGCAGGAAAGAUUCCAUGAAGAGGCUGGAGCUG
Molecule: messenger RNA, 1590 nt
Organism: Eurypyga helias (sunbittern)
Lineage: Eukaryota; Metazoa; Chordata; Aves; Eurypygiformes; Eurypygidae
Gene: RNF8
Product: ring finger protein 8, E3 ubiquitin protein ligase
Exons: 7
Coding region: 55-1449 (464 amino acids)
Biological process (GO): protein K48-linked ubiquitination; double-strand break repair; ubiquitin-dependent protein catabolic process
Cellular component (GO): nucleus; cytosol; ubiquitin ligase complex
Molecular function (GO): ubiquitin protein ligase activity; histone binding
Source: RefSeq, a predicted model, not a curated record